AAGAAUUGCAAAAAUUGCAUAUAUUGCAGACAUUGUACAAAUUGAAAAACACUGCAAAUCAGUAAGCAUUACCCAAGCAGCAUUACCAUUAUAAGCCAACCUCUUGGAGGACAUUUCUAACCUUACGUGGGAGAUCCUACGCAAUAACCAUUUAUAAUUUAACGACAAAAUGAAGCUCAAAUUAAACAUCGGGAAAAAGAAGAAAGGGUUGUUCGACUUUUCCAUAGUCGAAGGAUGCAAGUCCCUCGUGGGGACAGUCUUUGGAAGCGGUGUUGACAAAUAUUUUAGAAUAGUUAACCUUGCAAUAGUUGCAAUAUUCGUCACUAUUUUGAAAUACAUAUACUCUUUCGAUAUGAGAUAUGCAAGGAAGAAGGACAAAAACUUGAUUUACAUGUACUACGGAUUUUUAGUAUGUCUUGUGGGGUUCGCCAUCAGCAUUAACUGGAUAUACUUCGAGUAUUGCAAAAAUAAGAAAAAGGGAAGCUCCCCCUUCGAUGUUAAAAUGGGAAGUAAAAAAAAAUAAAUGAAAGGCCCAAUUUUGUCCUACGCUAUAUUUGUCAAAUUAUCACCUGGUUGAUGUAAUAUACAAUGGUUUAUAAUUCAGUAAAAUAUCCGGAUCUCCCUGUUCAACUUCCUUUUUAGGACUUUUUUUAAAUUUCUGUGAUUAAAUGUUUUGUUUAUGAAUUAUAAUAAGUACAUG
Plasmodium coatneyi is the source of this 700-nucleotide messenger RNA. RefSeq lists its product as uncharacterized. Lineage: Eukaryota; Apicomplexa; Aconoidasida; Haemosporida; Plasmodiidae. The transcript is spliced from 4 exons. Bases 170 to 523 code for a protein of 117 amino acids. The record is from RefSeq and is a predicted model, not a curated record.